Molecule: messenger RNA, 5403 nt
Organism: Fukomys damarensis (Damara mole-rat)
Lineage: Eukaryota; Metazoa; Chordata; Mammalia; Rodentia; Bathyergidae
Gene: Unc13a
Product: unc-13 homolog A
Exons: 45
Coding region: 1-5403 (1800 amino acids)
Biological process (GO): synaptic transmission, glutamatergic; synaptic vesicle priming; presynaptic dense core vesicle exocytosis
Cellular component (GO): synaptic vesicle membrane; presynaptic active zone cytoplasmic component; presynaptic membrane
Molecular function (GO): diacylglycerol binding; phospholipid binding; calmodulin binding
Source: RefSeq, a predicted model, not a curated record
AUGCGCGUCCAGCUGUGUGCGCAGCUGCUUUCGUGCAAGGAACGGCCCGUUUUGAGGAGGCCGGGCUCCAGCCGGCGACUCUCCUGCCUCAGCCUCCCAGAGCGCGGGGAUCACAGGGGUGCGCAGCGCCUGGCUUCAAGGUUUCUCAUUGUGGCUUCUCAGACACCGGAAUCCAAGAGAGGUGGGAAGGCAGGCCGGCCGCUGGCGGGGAAGCGUAGGGCAGGCCUCACAGUCCGCGGGGCGCCGUCCCGCCCUGAGACGCGGACCCUGGAGCGCGCAGGCCGCGCAGUGAAGGCCCGGCCCCUGCGGGGAAGCAGAAUGGGGACCUCAGCUCCAACGAGGACACCGGGCUGGGCUCCGCUUGGGAGGCGGUUCCGAUCCACGUCCCAAGGCGGGGAGCUGGCGGUGGAGGAAGCUGCCAGGAGAAGGAACAGCGCUGGGUCCCCAGGCACCGCAGCAUCGGCGAGGGACGGCCUCCGACACCCGACCCGUGCUGCCCGGCUCACCCCCGCCUUGGAGCCCUGUUCCCAACCCGAGGCGCGUUUUGAUUUCGCAACGAGGUCUCCCUUGCUCCAUCGCCGAGCGGCCCAGCUUGGGCUCAAACAUGCGGUCCUCCUGCCUCAGCCUCAGUACCAUGCCCAGCCCGGUUCCUCCUUUGACACUUGUUCAUUUGGCGGUGAAGGCACCGCUGCGGACCGAGAUGGGGACAGGCUCUCUGUCUCUGUGUCUGGCGUUCCUUCCCUCGCCUCUCCCAUCUCCCUUCCCUAUCUCUGUCUCUCCACAGUCAAAAAAGCCAAGUUUGACGGUGCCCAAGAGAAAUUCAACACGUAUGUGACCCUGAAGGUGCAAAAUGUCAAGAGCACGACGAUCGCCGUGCGCGGCAGCCAGCCCAGCUGGGAGCAGGACUUCAUGUUCGAGAUCAACCGCCUGGACCUGGGGCUGACAGUGGAGGUGUGGAACAAGGGCCUCAUUUGGGACACCAUGGUGGGCACUGUGUGGAUCCCGCUGCGGACCAUCCGCCAGUCCAAUGAGGAGGGCCCCGGGGAGUGGCUGACACUGGACUCCCAGGUCAUCAUGGCCGACAGCGAGAUCUGCGGCACCAAAGACCCCACCUUCCACCGCAUCCUUCUGGACACGCGCUUCGAGCUGCCCCUGGACAUCCCCGAGGAGGAGGCACGCUACUGGGCCAAAAAGCUGGAGCAGCUCAACGCCAUGCGCGACCAAGACGAGUACUCCUUCCCGGACGAGCAGGAGAAGCCGCUGCCCGUGCCCAGCAGCCAGUGCUGCAACUGGAAUUACUUCGGCUGGGGUGAACAGAAUGAUGACCCCGACAGUGCAGUGGAUGACCGGGACAGCGACUAUCGCAGCGAGACAAGCAACAGCAUCCCACCACCCUACUACACCACCUCACAGCCCAAUGCCUCUGUGCACCAGUAUUCCGUCCGCCCGCCUCCGCUGGGCUCCCGGGAGUCCUACAGCGACUCCAUGCAGAGCUACGAGGAGUAUUCCGAGCCACGGGCACUCAGCCACAGCCUGAGCUCCAUGCAAAGGCCCUGGGGCACGCAGGUAGCAAACGGAGGUAGACUGUCCAGAGCUCAGGAAAUCCUAGAAUCUGCUGUUGGAACCAGACAAAUGUUAACUCUGGGCCCACUAGGACUGGAAGUUGAGCGCUUGUUGGCUUCAGUGCUGACUAAUCCCCGAUGGAGGUUUGUGACAGAGAGGUGGGACCCCCCCCGCCUGUUCCACAUGGGUAAACCAGGGGCCAGAAGGGCGGGGGACCCUAAGAAAACAGCUGGGGGUGGAAACGGAGGGGACGGGUGGCCAUCUGACCAUCUGUCUGUCCUGCAGGCUCGGGGAGAAGGAGAAUCCAAGUCCCUGUGGUUCAAGGGCGGCCCUGGAGGUGGCCUUAUUAUCAUCGACAGCAUGCCGGACAUCCGCAAGAGGAAACCCAUCCCGCUUGUGAGCGACCUGGCCAUGUCUCUGGUCCAGUCCCGAAAGGCGGGCAUCACGUCGGCCCUGGCCUCCAGCACGCUGAACAACGAGGAGCUGAAAAACCACGUUUACAAGAAGACCCUGCAAGCCUUAAUCUACCCCAUCUCCUGCACCACGCCGCACAACUUCGAGGUGUGGACAGCUACCACGCCCACCUACUGCUACGAAUGCGAGGGGCUGCUGUGGGGCAUCGCGCGGCAGGGCAUGCGCUGCACCGAGUGUGGCGUCAAGUGCCACGAGAAGUGCCAGGACUUGCUCAAUGCAGACUGCCUGCAGCGGGCUGCGGAGAAGAGCUCCAAGCAUGGCGCCGAGGACCGCACGCAGAACAUCAUCAUGGUGCUCAAGGACCGCAUGAAGAUCCGGGAGCGCAACAAGCCCGAGAUCUUCGAGCUCAUCCAGGAGAUCUUCGCCGUGACCAAGGCGGCGCACACGCAGCAGAUGAAGGCCGUGAAGCAGAGUGUGCUGGACGGCACGUCCAAGUGGUCGGCGAAGAUCAGCAUCACUGUGGUCUGCGCCCAGGGCCUGCAGGCGAAGGACAAGACGGGCUCCAGCGACCCGUACGUCACCGUGCAGGUCGGCAAGACCAAGAAACGGACGAAGACCAUCUACGGAAACCUCAACCCUGUGUGGGAGGAGAACUUCCACUUUGAAUGCCACAACUCCUCGGACCGCAUCAAGGUACGCGUGUGGGACGAGGACGAUGACAUCAAGUCCCGCGUGAAGCAGAGGUUCAAGAGAGAGUCGGACGACUUCCUGGGGCAGACGAUCAUCGAGGUGCGGACACUUAGCGGCGAGAUGGACGUGUGGUACAAUCUGGACAAGAGGACCGAUAAGUCAGCAGUGUCGGGCGCCAUCCGGCUGCACAUCAGUGUGGAGAUCAAGGGCGAGGAGAAGGUGGCCCCCUACCACGUCCAGUACACAUGCCUGCACGAGAACCUCUUCCACUUCGUGACGGACAUGCAGAACAAUGGCGUCGUGAAGAUCCCGGACGCCAAGGGGGAUGAUGCGUGGAAGGUUUACUACGACGAGACGGCCCAGGAGAUCGUGGACGAGUUCGCCAUGCGCUACGGAGUGGAGUCCAUCUACCAAGCCAUGACCCACUUCGCCUGCCUGUCCUCCAAGUACAUGUGUCCCGGGGUGCCCGCCGUCAUGAGCACCCUGCUCGCCAACAUCAACGCCUACUACGCGCACACCACCGCCUCCACCAAUGUGUCUGCCUCCGACCGCUUCGCUGCCUCCAACUUCGGGAAAGAGCGCUUCGUGAAGCUCCUGGACCAGCUGCACAACUCGCUGCGGAUCGACCUCUCCAUGUACCGCAACAACUUCCCAGCCAGCAGCCCGGAGAGGCUCCAAGACCUCAAAUCCACUGUGGACCUUCUCACCAGCAUCACGUUCUUCCGGAUGAAGGUCCAGGAGCUGCAGAGCCCACCCCGGGCCAGCCAGGUGGUGAAGGACUGCGUGAAAGCCUGCCUCAACUCGACGUACGAGUACAUCUUCAACAACUGUCACGAGCUCUACAGCCGAGAGUACCAGACAGACCCGGCUAAGAAGGGGGAGGUCCCCCCAGAGGAGCAGGGCCCCAGCAUCAAGAACCUCGACUUCUGGUCCAAGCUGAUCACCCUCAUAGUGUCCAUCAUCGAGGAAGACAAGAACUCCUACACUCCCUGUCUCAACCAGUUCCCCCAGGAGCUGAACGUGGGAAAGAUCAGCGCCGAGGUGAUGUGGAAUCUGUUUGCCCAAGACAUGAAGUACGCCAUGGAGGAGCACGACAAGCACCGCCUGUGCAAGAGCGCCGACUACAUGAACCUGCACUUCAAGGUCAAGUGGCUCUACAACGAGUACGUGGCCGAGCUGCCCGCCUUCACGGACUGCGUGCCUGAGUACCCCGCGUGGUUCGAGCCCUUCGUCAUCCAGUGGCUGGACGAGAACGAGGAGGUGUCCCGGGACUUCCUGCACGGCGCCCUGGAACGUGACAAGAAGGAUGGGUUCCAGCAGACCUCAGAGCACGCCCUGUUCUCCUGCUCCGUGGUGGACGUCUUCUCCCAGCUCAACCAGAGCUUUGAGAUCAUCAAGAAGCUGGAGUGCCCUGACCCCCAGAUUGUGGGGCACUACAUGGGGCGCUUUGCCAAGACCAUCAGCAACGUGCUCCUCCAGUACGCCGACAUCAUCUCCAAGGACUUCGCCUCCUACUGCUCCAAGGAGAAGGAGAAACCCUGCAUCCUCAUGAACAACACCCAGCAGCUCCGCGUGCAGCUCGAGAAGAUGUUCGAGGCCAUGGGAGGCAAGGAGCUCGACGCCGAGGCCAGCAACAUCCUGAAGGAGCUGCAAGUGAAACUGAACAACGUCCUGGACGAGCUCAGCCGGGUGUUCGCGACCAGGUGGGCAGCGCAGGCCUGCGGGCCGGGGCUGGGGACGCACGCCCGUGUGGGGUGGGGAAAGGGAGCGAAGAGCAGGUGGUGCUGGGGCAGGGCCCGGGGCGGGGGUGUGGCCCUCACCCCUGCCCUCACCCCCAGCCUGACUCUCUUCGCCAAAAUCUGCGAGAAGACGGUGCUGAAGCGGGUGCUGAAGGAGCUGUGGAAACUGGUCAUGAACACCAUGGAGAAGACCAUCGUCCUGCCACCCCUCACUGACCAGACGAUGAUCGGCACCCUCUUGAGAAAGCAUGGCAAGGGAUUAGAAAAGGGCAGGGCGAGACUGCCAAGCCACGCAGACGGAACCCAGAUGAUCUUCAAUGCAGCAAAGGAGCUGGGCCAGCUCUCCAAACUCAAGGACCACAUGGUACGAGAGGAGGCCAAAAGUCUGACCCCCAAGCAGUGUGCAGUGGUUGAACUGGCCCUGGACCCUUUUAAGCAAUACUUCCACGCGGGGGGCGUGGGCCUCAAGAAGACCUUCCUGGAGAAGAGCCCGGACCUGCAGUCUCUGCGAUACGCCCUGUCACUCUACACUCAGGCCACCGACCUACUCAUCAAGACCUUCGUGCAGACCCAGUCGGCGCAGGGCUCGGGUGUAGAAGACCCUGUGGGCGAAGUCUCCGUCCACGUGGAGCUCUUCACUCACCCAGGAACCGGGGAACAGAAGGUCACAGUGAAAGUGGUGGCUGCCAAUGACCUCAAGUGGCAGACUUCGGGCAUCUUCCGACCAUUCAUCGAGGUCAACAUCAUCGGGCCCCAGCUCAGCGAUAAGAAGCGCAAGUUCGCCACCAAAUCCAAGAACAACAGCUGGGCGCCGAAGUACAACGAGAGCUUCCAGUUGGUUCUCGGACUCAGGCCCGCCGGUCCACCCCUACUCUCCUUGCCCCGGGUGCCAACGUCCCCCGUGCUCAGGAAUCUGCCAAGUUACCUGCGGAAAACCUGGGCCCCACAUUUCACCACCGUUUACAAAGCGCACCCCGAACGAUUGUACACAGCUUAA